GAGAAAAAAAAAAUAACAACCAGGAAGUUAUACAGAGGAAGAAACGUAUUCGCUUUGGUGGAGCAUCAAACUCUUAACUCUUUCAGAAGGUUUUAUUUAGGUUUUUAAUACAGCGAGGUCAAAGGGCAUUGUUUCCGACAAGAUGGACUUUGAUCCGGAGCUGGCAGAGCCGAAGCCACAGGACAAGGUGCAGGUCUUGAAGGAACAAGUAGAUGGAGUUAAAAACAUCAUGACGCAGAAUGUGGACCGGAUCCUGGCCCGAGGAGAGAGACUGGAUGACCUCAUGGACAAGUCUGAGGACCUGCAAGCAGGGGCUCAGCACUUCAAGCAGACGUCUCAGAAAGUGGCUCGCUCCUACUGGUGGAAGAACGUCAAGUUGAUCGUGGUCAUCGUGGUGGUGGUCCUCAUCAUAGUCCUCAUCAUCAUCCUGCUGGCCACCGGAGUCAUCCCUGUCAGUUCCGGGUCUACAGUCAAUCCCACCAGCAAGCCAUAAACGCACACAUACACAACACAUCCCCAUAGCACAGUAUACAAAGUAAUAUAUAGACUCGAGCAAAUCACUGCUGUCUGGUGAAACCUUUGUUCCUUCUGAGUUAGUUUCUACUGGUAACUUUCCUGCUUAUAUUGGAAUUCAAGGACUUGAUGCUUUGAUUCAAAGAACUUUGAUGCCUCAUAAGCUUUAGAAACCCUUUCAAAACAGUUUCAGCUUAGCCUUUUUUGAAUUUGUUAAAAAUGAAGCAAAAGUCUGGAAGCUCUGAGGUCUCCACCUGACAGCAGCACAAACACUGUCACUUGUCUCAAAGGCCACUUUUAACACCUUCGUCAGCUCCUCUUGGUUUAACUGUUUCACCACCAACGGUUAUUUCAUUCUGGCGAAGAGGAAGUCACUUUAAUGUGCAGAUGAAAAUGAGUGUGGAUUCCUUCAGUCUCUUACUAGACAUUGUGUCUUUGAAUGUUAUCACGUAUGUGCACCUUUUACAAAGGACAGUUUGUAUAGUUUAAAAGAUGAAAAGGGUUUUUCUAAACAAAGUCAACAUUUUCCGACUUUUUAACGAAUCUCUAGCAAUUGUAGGUCACAAUAUAUUGGAUGAAAGGCAGAAUUGUGUAUUGGAUAUGUAUGUUACCAUGUGUGGGCUUAUUCCUUUCAAAGUGCUUCCAGCUUUGCAUUGAGAAAAUCUAGAAAAAGUAAUCAUUCCAUUGAAAAUCUUCUUAAAUUUGCCAGAUAGUUUUAUUGAAUGUAUACACUUAGCUUUGCUUCAGUUCUUUUGAAAACAUUGAUAUCAGCUCCAUAUUGGUGUUGUGGGCUUAUGUUUGAGGAGAGGUUUGUACAACAAUACACAGUCAAAGUUACAGAAACAGUUGUGCGCAGAAAUCAUAUAAUUGUGAAAUAUUUGAAGUGUGUUGAUUUUCAGUGAGCUGGGACACUUCAGCUGGGACCUGAAGUUUGAAAACUACACAGCAUUUACACUUGCAUGUUUUUUCUACUUAACAGAAAUCCAUGGUCCUUACAGGGGAAGGUAACACAAACUUGUAGAUUUGUACAUUUCUGCUGUAUCAUCUGCCAUUUUAACAGAUCGUGUUAAUUUUUUUCCUCACUGUGUUUUAACUCUAGACAUUUUGUAAAUUAAAUGUAUGGCUUUGGUAUUUUGAUUCAAUAAAGAAACCACCAGGGUCAGCUGUUAAAGGUCGGUUCCCACACUUCUAGUGUUUUAAAGAAUCAGGCUCCUCCAGCCAACCAGCUGAGAGGGAUCAUUUACUGCACCUCUAUGGCUCCCCCUGCUGGGUCCAUAUCCACAGCUUAGCAGGAGAAAAUUGUAGUCCAAAACACGUAGUCAUUGUUCAGAAUAAAGAUCUGGUUUGUCUCACCUCACCAAUUCUCAACGAGGUCAAAAAACAGCCCAUAAGGAACUGUAAAUAGUCAACCUACUCUCACCUAUAUGUAUAUUUGCAACAGCCUUUAAAAAAUCUUUUCUUUUAGAGGAUAUUUAUUUAAUGCUCUACAUCAUUUGUGCUGUUUUCUUUUUUUUAAUUAAAAAAUUAAUCAAUGAAAGCUGUAUGUGAUUUCUGUUAUCCAGACGGAUUAAUCAGAGUGGUCCGGUUCAAUUACUCUGCUGUUAAUCAUUUUCUAGAAGUCUGUAUAAGAAGAAGGAGGCUGUGUUGGAACACAUUCUCCAGUGUAUGUGUGUUUGUGUGUGUGUUUUGUAUGGCUUCAGGGUGCAGUAGUCCUAAUGCCUCUGCCUGUUCACACUCAUACUGGCCUGAUCCGAUCAUGUUUCUGUUCAUACAGGCUCGAGCUGCAGCAGCUGUGUCAUUGUAUUAUUUUGAUCUGCAUUCUCAAAAUACCAGAUAACUGGAAUGUUUUUUUACCUGAAUUCUCAGGUGUCUUAUUCUGAUGACUUUGAUAUUUAGUGGUUUUAAUGGAAUGGAAAUAAAUAGUAUUCACCUCUG
This is a messenger RNA of Micropterus dolomieu (smallmouth bass), 2448 nucleotides long. It is a transcript of the gene vamp8, whose product is annotated as vesicle-associated membrane protein 8 (endobrevin). Gene Ontology annotation, biological process: vesicle fusion; SNARE complex assembly; vesicle-mediated transport. Lineage: Eukaryota; Metazoa; Chordata; Actinopteri; Centrarchiformes; Centrarchidae. The record is from RefSeq and is a predicted model, not a curated record. Gene Ontology annotation, cellular component: SNARE complex; plasma membrane. Gene Ontology annotation, molecular function: syntaxin binding; SNAP receptor activity. Bases 143 to 493 code for a protein of 116 amino acids. The transcript is spliced from 3 exons.